Molecule: messenger RNA, 1016 nt
Organism: Carica papaya (papaya)
Lineage: Eukaryota; Viridiplantae; Streptophyta; Magnoliopsida; Brassicales; Caricaceae
Source: RefSeq, a predicted model, not a curated record
UCUCGACUUAAGCUUGUCAAUUCUCUUUCUUUGUGUUUUUCUGUCAUAUGCGCUUAUAUGCUGCUUGGUUGAUCGUUAGCUUUUCCUUUUGACAAAUCUGUUUCCAGUAGAGAAUGUGUAGGUGAUGGUAAAGAUGAACAGCAAACGUGUUAAGAGUGAAACAAGUCUAUAUGAACACGCUGCUUUGGUUUAAAAGGUAAAUAAAAAUGGUUAAGCACAACAAUGUUAUUCCUAAUGGGCAUUUUAAGAAACAUUGGCAAAACUAUGUGAAAACGUGGUUCAACCAGCCUGCUAGGAAAACCAGGAGAAGAAUUGCAAGACAAAGGAAGGCUGUGAAAAUUUUCCCUCGCCCAACUGCUGGUCCGUUACGUCCGAUUGUCCAUGGCCAGACUUUGAAGUACAACAUGAAAGUGAGAGCUGGAAGGGGUUUUUCUCUUGAGGAGCUCAAGGCCGCAGGUAUUCCAAAGAAGUUGGCACCUACUAUUGGUAUAUCAGUUGAUCAUCGUCGUAAGAACCGUUCUCUGGAGGGUCUUCAAACCAAUGUUCAGAGGCUGAAAACGUACAAGGCGAAAUUGGUUGUCUUCCCAAGACGGGCACGGAAAUUCAAGGCUGGUGAUUCUGCACCCGAGGAACUAGCAACAGUUACUCAAGUUCAGGGGCAAUACAUGCCUAUUGUGCUUGAGAAGGCUGGAGUGGAGCUUGUUAAGGUUACAGAGGAAAUGAAGUCAUUCAAGGCAUAUGACAAGCUCCGUAUUGAGCGCGUGAAUCAACGCCAUGUUGGUGUUAGAAUGAAGAGGGCUGCCGAGGCUGAGAAGGAAGAGAAAAAGUAAUUAGUUUGAUCAAAUUUUUGGCUAGCUUUGAGUUUUUAUGUUAAAACUUUCAAGUUGUUGGUUAAUCUUUACAAAUUUUCUACUUGAAGAUAUAUUAAUUACAUAAUGUGUCUUAUUUUCAUAAAGAUGUCUGUUAUUUAUAAUCAUGUGGCUUAAACCUGUGACAUAUAUGUGAAACAUUUUGUA